This is a messenger RNA of Notodromas monacha, 501 nucleotides long. NCBI's taxonomy places the organism in Eukaryota, Metazoa, Arthropoda, Ostracoda, Podocopida, Cyprididae. The record is from the annotation of a GenBank genome assembly.
AUGAGAAACGCGGGCUCGGUGACACAUUUUGCCAAACUUUCGGCUUGCUUUGCGUUGAUUUUGCUCGUGUUGGCACUGGUCGGGUUCGAGUUGGCAGCAGCAGCACCAAGGGCUGACACUGGAGACUCGACGUCGCUGCUGAGUGCUACAAAUUUGCAACAGAGUGCUGGCCAACAACGCUGUAAUCCGUGUUGCUGGCGAAAAACUGGACCGAGUUGCCAAUUGAUGAGGAUUGCGUGGGACUUGCUGAGAGCAGCAGUAGCUUUGACGCCUGUUUUCGUGUUGCUGAUAACUGUGCUCCGGAUCUCGGGAAUUUCCGCUGGUCCUGUAAGAAUAAUCAACAAUACUGUAACCCGUGCUGCUGGCGAACAACUGGGCCAUCGUGUCAUCUUUCCUGUUCGGAAUACUGCCGGCGAAGAACCGGUGUUUGAAUCCGUGAGUGCCUCUCAUUUUGCCCCGCUUUCGAUGCUUGAAGAAUUUUCGACGAGUUUCGGUACGUGA